This is a messenger RNA of Truncatella angustata, 1815 nucleotides long. RefSeq lists its product as uncharacterized. Lineage: Eukaryota; Fungi; Ascomycota; Sordariomycetes; Amphisphaeriales; Sporocadaceae. The record is from RefSeq and is a predicted model, not a curated record. The transcript is spliced from 2 exons. Bases 1 to 1674 code for a protein of 557 amino acids.
AUGGGUGACAAUAGUUUAAAUCUUACGGAAGUCUAUGGACGCAGGCUCAUGACUUCCGUUAUCGAUGAUCGGGCCCGCUCUAAUCCACAGAAGACCUUCAUGUCCAUACCAGCAGGCAAAAGCGUUAUCGAUGGGCAGAGAGACAUAUCAUACGGCGACCUGGCACAAGCAAUUCAUCGCUCUGCUCGGUGGAUAGAGGAAACGUUAGGAAAAGGUGUGGACUUCCCACCAAUUGCAACCUAUUUGCACCCAACAGAUUUCCGACAUGUCCUUCUUACAUUUGGAGCAAUCAAGUCAGGAUACAAGAUGUUCUACAGCUCUCCACGGAAUCGUCCAGAAGUCCAAGUUGCGCUGUUGGAGAAACUCCAAUGCACGACUCUCUUCACACCUGAAGAUGAAUCAGAGACGACCAAAGCGGUGCUCGAGAGGCGGCAGAUGAAUAAAUACACAUUACCAGACCUCGACUUUUUUCUAAACGACGAGCCUGUCGAGCCAUAUCCCUACAAUAAGACAUUCGAACAAGCACGCAAAGAUCCAUACGUUACCUUACAUUCAUCUGGUUCUACUGGCACCCCCAAAGUUUUGAACCUGAAACAAGGAUAUGCGGCAGCCCACGAUGCCUUCCAACUUUUACCUAGCCUGGGUGAUACACCUUGGACUGUCAGUACCUGGGCUGGAAAGCGAGUCUUGACGAAUUUUCCAUGGGUACACGCCGGAGGGGCACAUAUCAUCCCUUGUGGGAUAUACAACGACUUCGUCACUGUCAUACCAGCGGCAUGGCCUCUCACUGGUGCCGAUGCGAAUCACUUACACGUGCACGCCAAUAUUCAAGCCGCCUGGUUCUCUCCGUCUGUCUUGAUUGACAUCGCGCGCAACCCGACCUUCUUGGAGAACAUCACGAAGCUGACCAACGUCUCCUAUUCCGGCGGCAUCCUGCCCGCUCAUGUCGGAGAUGCCAUCUCGAAACGCACACGCGUUUUUGGGAAUAUGGCUUCGACCGAGACUGGAAUCCUACCAGGCGAAAUGCCACCUCCCGAUAUGUGGAACUACUAUAAGUUCAACAAGCGUCUCGGGCACACUUUCCGCCAUUAUGACGGCGACUUGUUUGAGCUUGUCUAUACGAGAGAUAAGGCGAACGAGAGUUUCCAGGCUGUCUUCUUCACGUUUCUCGAUGCCGACACGUACGAGAUGCGAGACGUCUACAUCGAACACCCUACACACAAGGGAUGGUGGCGCUCCUCUGGACGCAUCGACGACGUCGUGGUCAUGUCCGAUGCCAAGAAGCUCAACACCAUCCCGUACGAAGCGGCGAUCGAGCGGCACCCGGGCAUUGCAACGGCCCUGAUGUGCGGCACGGGUCGUCCGCGACCUGCGAUCUUGCUGCAGCCGAGUCGGUGGCCAGAAACGAAAGAAGAAGAGCGCAGACUCGUCGAUGCGACGUGGCCGACUAUUGAGAAAGCCAAUGAGGCGGGACCCGUUCUGGGGAGGCUGAUCAAGGAACUGGUCGUGGUAGCGAGGCAAUCUAAGCCGUUCGUCAAGGCGGGGGGCAAGGACACGGUGAUGAGAUUCAGGAGUCUUCAGCUCUACGAAGACGAGAUAGAUGAGGCGUAUAAGCGUGCUGAGGAGAAAGGCCUUCUCUACGGCGAUGUUGCAGAUAAGGGCAACUUGGUGUGAGCUUGUAAGAUCCAGGUGCUGUGGACACGGGCCUCGAAGCUUCUCGUCCAGCAAUUGAAAUAUAACUAAUUGUCAGACUAUAUAUGUGAUAGACCAUGAGAUGUAGUCAGGCUAAGCUAAUCAUUCUAGUUGGUAUGUCAA